This is a messenger RNA of Plodia interpunctella (Indianmeal moth), 3302 nucleotides long. RefSeq names its product atossa (gene atos). The coding region runs from base 233 to 3241 and encodes 1002 amino acids. The record is from RefSeq and is a predicted model, not a curated record. NCBI's taxonomy places the organism in Eukaryota, Metazoa, Arthropoda, Insecta, Lepidoptera, Pyralidae. The transcript is spliced from 11 exons.
AAUGUCAGACAUUUUAGUUUAGACUGGAACGAGCGCAAAUUCGCUCGUUCGACUGCGGAAGUGUAGAAAUCAGUAAAAUCACUAUAUUUGGACAGCAUUAGCUAGUCCAUUCUUGUAGUUAACAGUGUAAUAAUGUAUUUAAAGAGAAAAAGACACGAUUAUAGAAGUGUUAUAUUAUAGCGUAGAUGUUAUUUAGUGGGGUGCAAACAAGUUUGCUUCUCUGAGUGAAAAGAUGCACAGUUGCGAGACGCUGCCGGCACCGGCGCCGCCGGCGACUGGCCCCAACCUGCUGUUGGAGCUCGGCCGCCUUAUCAUCAGAACCCGGGGCACCAGCCCCGCUGUCCGCGCGCCCCCCCGCGACCGCCUGCACGCCAAGCUGCUACAAGCUAACCCCUCCACCAGCCAACAGAUUCAGCAAAGCCAGCCGAAACCGGCAAGUGACCCUCCUGGCCUGGAGGCGAGCCUCAGCGACCACAUCGACGCGCUGUGGAAGGAACACACGCCGAUCUGUAUCGAUGUCCUGCUAGCUCCCGACUGCCCGGAAUGCUACUCGUCCAUAAGCUCCCACGCCAGCUUCGACAAGCACGCGCCGAAAGCUCUGCUACUGGAGCGGUGGACCAUACGACCCCAGCAGCUCAAAGCGACUGCGGCCUCGGCGUCCAUAACAUCCCAGUGGCUGCUGAACGCUGUGAGGUCGCAGCUGCACUUCUCCCAACUCUCUGCUUGGAUAGCAACAUUAAGGCAGAGCCAGGGAGAGACGCCGCGCAGACGCAAGCUAAGCCGCGAAACUUGCAACUUCAAGAAGAUCUCUGGCAACUGUGACGACACCGAGAACCGCAAACUGAACAUCGUGUACACAAUCCGUUCGCUCGCGCAGUGCGCAGCCGCAGAGUUUGCCAACACACCGACCGACCACAACUUCCCUGUUACUGAUAUAGGGAGCAAUGUCUACCUCAAGGUAUUACUAGAAAGCCUACCACGCAUCGAUGAAAUACCAACACUGAAAUGCUCUUGCGCACCCAAACGACGACCCAGCAAAGAACUCUCGACUGGCACUCACGAGGAACUAGCUAAUAUACUUAAUGAUCUCACUAUAUCGUCUAAUUAUACUGAAGAAAAGAAAAUUGUAGAUGAUAGAAUGCACACUACUUGUAGCGAAAACGGAAAACACAAGUGCAAUUGUGAUGACGAGUCAGAAGACAACCGCAGAGCUUCCACUAAUUUAAGUCAAGAAACGAAAAAACUAGACGAGAGACGGCUCAAAGAGAUUGCCAAAUACAAGAGGAGAUUAAGAAAAGAGAGUAAAUUGAAAAAGCUAUGCGACAGUACGUCUUCGGAAGGCGAUGGAUUGAAAGUUAAGGAAACACACACGUCUAUACCAAUUUUACAAGCUGCCAGGUUCGACAGAUUCAGAGCUAUAGGGUGUUACAGAAAUCAAACAUAUUUGACGUUGCCUGCAUCGAGAAUCGAAAGUAAAACACCGUUUGUCGAAACCGAUAGUAUAGCCCCAGCCGAAUUUAAGAAAACUAAUACUAUUGGUACACAAACGGACGAUUUUUGUCAAUGCGGAUGCCCUUUGCAGAUUUUCUGCGAUGGGUGCAAAGAUAAGGAAAGAAAAAUGGUUAGAUCCGAAGCGAAUUAUAACUUGGCUUCUUUGAAUCCCUCCGAUGUACUGUUGGAUGCUAUCAACCGCUGUUCUGAGAACGGAGCUAGGAGAAAAUGCGAGGAUGAUGACAAUGUUAUCAAGAAGCAUAAAUGUGAUAAUAGUGUUAAUUUUAACAGUGAUAAAAAUAGUGAUGUUAAUUUGAUUAAAAGACCAAAAUUUAGAAAGUGUUUGCCCAUAGUUGAUCGUAUAGAGAAAGUUAUAAGUGAUAGGUACAGGAAAACUGAAGAAAUGGAGCUGUUACAUCUCGAUAAGGAUGAUUCUGUGUUCCUAGUACCAAAACCUGAAGCGAAGAGGCAAAAAACUUAUUCGAUUAGCGAGGAAGACUAUGUAUUAUAUGAGAAAUGUGACUAUGGGACGUUUGAUCAUUGUGAUAUGGAUAGUCCUAGUGAAGAAGGUUUUAAAUUCCCUGAUCCGAAGAGGGGGCAAGACCAAGUACCUUCCCCGACUGAAGUCGAUAGAUUCCGUUGGAGAUUCGAUUCUGCUGCUUCGAUGGUUUUUCACACGAAGACUGGAUUACCUUUGACGUCGAGUCCAGCCCCUUUAAGGAGAGGGAAUAACUGUUUUGAUUUCGAUGAUUCGAUCAAUGGAAUAUCUGGUAUUAAGAGUGCUCUAUUUCACCCGGUGCCCGCAUCGCCCCCCGCGCCCGGCACCCCCUCCUCCCCCCCUCCCCCCAAGCAGGAGCCCCUGCCGCUGCCCACCCCCCCGCCUGUGAGGAAGGAGGACACACCCAAGUUGAGGAUCGGACCCAGCGCUGGGCUGCUGGGAAGUUUCGAAGAAUCCGCCUUGAAAGGUCGCCUUGAGCCUGCGGCUACCGUCCACGGCUUCACAGCCGAGCUGGGAGCGAGUGGAGCUUUCUGUCCAGCUCACAAGAGAUUGCCAGUUACUGUGUUCUUCUAUGCCCCCGGAGGGACCAACGCUCCGUACAUGGGCCACAUAAACCUGGGCCCGACAGGGUACCGCGUGGCGCGCUCCGGCACCAUCCAAGUGUCGCUGUUCAACCCGCACGGAACCCUAGUCAAGAUGUUCGUGGUUCUGUACGAGCUGACCACUAUGCCGCCUUUAGCCAGGACCUUUUUGCGACAAAGGACAUUAUAUAUGCCAGCGGGGGCUGACCCCCCCUCGCCACAAGAAGUCCACAAGUGGUUGAGAUACCUCAUUCACCUAAGAUUUAUGACGUCCAAAUCCGGUAAAUUGUAUCUUCACACGGAUAUACGUAUAUUAGUAUCUAGGAAGGCCGAUUUAGACACGGCGACGGCACAUUCCGCUCUCUUCAGACCCAUUCCGACCAAUCAGAAGCCGAACGACAGCAAAACAACCAUUCAGAAACAGGAAGACAACGGUCAGACCAAUCAGGACAGAGCUGUCGAAAUUCCGACCAACGAUUCAAAUCACGAAUCGACCAAUGACAGUGUAGACCAGAAAAUGGUUGUUAGAUCUCCGAAUAGAGUUUUUGGUGGUUGUGGUGAUUUUUCGAGUGCAAUGAGAGAGAUAGGAUAUGAUAAUCAAAAUGGCGUCUCAUAUGAGCUUAGGAGCUUCACGUACGCGCCGGAAAAUCCGAAAUAUUCGCCCCGAUAGUUAUAGUGCCUGUAUGUGUAUUGUUUGUGUAUUAAUGAGAAAAUAUAUUUUUGGUUUUAUA